AUGUCUCUAGCUUCUCUCAUUUCUUUCCUGAAAAGCAAGGAGUCCAUCAUCUUCAAUGCCCUAGUAGCUCUGCUGACGGUGGGCGGCCAGCAGUUGUUCUCCUUCUUCGCCUUCAGCUGCCCGUGUAGCCCCACUGAUAACCUGAGGUAUGGACUGGCUUUCCUGGGGGUGCCCGCCCUGCUCCUGCUCAUUGUGGGGGUCAUCUUCAAUGACAACACAUGGAGGCUGUUCAUGGGGACGACGUACGACGUGUCCAUCCAGGAGAGGAGCCGGCAGAGUCUCCUUAUGAAGUACAAACUCCUCUGCUUCGUGCUGGGGAACAUCCUGGGCAGAGCGCUGGUGGCUCCAGUCACGUGGCUGGCGGUGACCCUGCUGAACGGCGCCUACUAUGUGUGUGCGGCCAGCGAGUAUACCGAUGUCCAGAGGUACGACAUCUUCAGAGGGAUGAGUGCGGAGGACAGGAGGAGGACCCUGGCUCAGUUCCCGUGUCCGCAACUAGUGUUCAGCAACUUCAGCAGAGUCCGGGAGGAGAUAGUGCUGGAGCUCAAGUACCAGUCACAGGUAUUCCCUCAUGAAGCGUCUCUUCAUCCUUCUAGGGAAAGGGGCCCAGAACAACCAGUCAGCAGGGCUUACAACUACACUGGAUUGGCAGUCACUUAG
Molecule: messenger RNA, 660 nt
Organism: Staurois parvus
Lineage: Eukaryota; Metazoa; Chordata; Amphibia; Anura; Ranidae
Source: the annotation of a GenBank genome assembly